Messenger RNA from Symbiodinium pilosum, 1176 nucleotides. The record is from the annotation of a GenBank genome assembly. NCBI's taxonomy places the organism in Eukaryota, Dinophyceae, Suessiales, Symbiodiniaceae.
AUGGCGGCAUCUCUACUGUCUGAGGAUCUCGACUCAUACAGUGGUCAGUAUGGGACGCAUGGUGCCAUUCAGCGGCUGCAGUUCAUUGCAAAUCAGACACCGAAAGUGAACCUGAAGAUCGAUGCGCUGAAGCUAUGCCUAGAUCUGCUUAAGCGCACAACAAACUGCAAAGGGUAUACAGAGGUGUAUAACUGGCUGAAGGAGCUACUGGAAGGGAGCGAGACGCUGCCAGCUUACGACCAAGUUUGGGUUGAGGCUACGCAAAAGCAAAACGGAAUACUCAAGGACCUGUACGAGCAGGACCUAAAUCAGGCCAAAGCGUCUCAAAUGAAGGAGAACAUCCGACAGUGCUACCAUCAGCUUACCAACCUUUGUCUCGAACAGGGCGACUACCCGACAGCCGAGAAGUACUUGGCGAGGAGCCGUGAGUUCUGCACAGAGCCACAGGCAGUAUUUGCCACCUGUAUGACCAUCAUCAGAUUGCGGGCCUUACAGCGCCAAUACUCUGACAUUCAGAACUUCACCAGCAAAGCUCACCAUACACCGUUCAAGGACGAAGCCAGCCAGUCUCGCAUCUUUGCCUCGUAUGGCUUGUAUAACAUGACUACUGGCAAGUACAAAGAUGCUGCGACAAGCUUCUCGCAGGUCAAGCCGCAGGAUCUUGGCAGCUCCUUCUCGGACAUUCUGAGCCCCCAGGAUGUGGCCUUGUACGGAGUGCUCUGCGGGCUGGGCUCCCUGGACAGAGCCGAGGUGCAGAGCAAGCUCUUAGACUCGCCAACCUUUAGGGAGUGCCUGGACAUGACUCCGCAACUUCGUGAUUUGGCAAUCGACUUCUGCAGCUGCAGGUAUGCAGCUUGCUUGGCGUCACUGGAGCGCUUGAAGGAGCCGCUGUCCUUGGACAUGCACCUUAGUGGCCAAGUGGCUAACCUUUGUGAACAAAUUCGGAGCAAAGGCAUCGUCCAGUACUUCGCCCCCUUUCUGUCCGUCUCUCUUCAUCGAAUGGCGGAAGCCUUCAACACGGAUGUUGAGUCGAUGCAGCGGGAGGUGGCCAAGCUCAUAGGGCAACGCCAGCUGGAUGCGAAGAUCGACUCGCAAAGGAUACUCAAAUUAGCUGCUGUCAAUAUUAGGGUUACCCAGGGACCAUUGAGGGUGGACACAGGAAUUCUUUUUGAGUAG